Molecule: messenger RNA, 1389 nt
Organism: Pieris brassicae (large cabbage white)
Lineage: Eukaryota; Metazoa; Arthropoda; Insecta; Lepidoptera; Pieridae
Gene: SiaT
Product: beta-galactoside alpha-2,6-sialyltransferase 2
Exons: 5
Coding region: 1-1389 (462 amino acids)
Molecular function (GO): sialyltransferase activity
Source: RefSeq, a predicted model, not a curated record
AUGAAGGCUGCAGCGAUGUCUGUGUGGAUUUUUAUUAACCUCUUGUGUUUUGGGAUGUGUGGUUACUUAUAUUUAAUAUGGUCUCAAUAUUGGAUGAGUAUUGAAAGACAGAAAUUGUUUAGUGAUUCGCAAUUUGGUGCUGCGCGGAAAAGUUCAAGAUUACACUUUCAAGAUGCCUAUCCAGAAAAGUUAGAAUCAUUUAGGAUAAACAAGUCAUCUUUCUAUGAUUCCAUUCUGAAAUCGCGAAGAUCGGUUAUGCUCAAGGCUGGCCAUAUUUCACAGUCUUCCAAUACAAAACUGUCUUCAGAUCGACCGUCCGUUAAUAUAAUUGUAAAAAGUCAUGGAAAGCCUCGUUUUCCUAACUUACAUAAGGCUAUAUUAGAGUUCGAUACGGAUAAGUACGAGUGCGCAGAUUUUACAACAACAGAAUGUGAGGACCAGUCAAGGGAAUUUAGAGAGCUUGUGUUAAAAGAAUUCCACCGAGUUUUAAUGGGUGAUAGCAAAGUUUUUACAUCGGGUUUAGAAAAUCAAAAUACCUACGAUGUGAAAUACGAGAGAGAUGGUCCGUUACGAAAUAGUCGCAAGGAUAUUUUGUGCGCAUUAAAAAAUGUUGCAGUAAAAACGGUGACGGCAAAUGAUGAACCAUUUUUAGAUUUAGGUUAUUCAAUUCCAAAAUCUCCGUUGCAAGGAAAUCGGCUAUAUAACACGUGUGCGGUUGUGACAAGUGCUGGAGCAUUACUGGGAUCUCGAUUCGGAAAAUUUAUUGAUUCUCAUGAAAUGGUGCUUAGAUUCAAUAACGCUCCAACCGAAAACUAUACUGAUGAUGUGGGCUCAAAGACGACCUUUCGAAUCCUCAAUUCUCAGGUUGUCUCAAAGCCACAAUAUAAGUUCCUCGAAGACCCUUUAUAUAGAAAUGUAUCGAUAUUAAUAUGGGAUCCCGCUAAUUACUCAUCAACCCUUGAAGACUGGUAUAAUCACCCUGACUUUCCUCUGUUUCCUGUUUACAAAAAGUUACUCGACAUUCUACCAGAUUCUGAUGUUCAUUUGUUAAAUCCAACGGUGCUGUGGCGUCUAUGGAAUUUAUUACAACAUCUGUCGCCUUAUAGAUUAAGGAAGAAUCCUCCCUCUUCAGGUUUCAUAGGUAUCUGGUUCGCCCUACAUCGAUGUCACCGCGUACGCGUCUUCGAGUACGUGCCAUCGGUACGUGCGACUAAACGAUGCCACUAUUACUUGACAGGUGACGACCCUGGAUGUACACUUGGUGCGUGGCAUCCCCUAGCCCAAGAAAAGGCUUUGGCGGAUAGGAUCCGUGAUAAUUCGGAUGUGGACGUCUUCCAAAGAGGCUUCAUUGAUAUACUGGGUGUUAGGAAGAUGACUUGUGAUGUUUAG